AGCGAACGCUGUCGGAUCGAGCCGGAGGAGGAUGUGAAAACGGGAAAACAUCGGCUCUCUGCGGGGUUUUGUUCAGUCCGGCGGGAAGAUAAAGAGAAGAGGUCCACGCAGAGAUGUUUCCGGCCGCCUGCGUGUCGUUUCUGUUGGUGGUUUCGUCGGUGGGAGCCGCGAAGGAUGCAGCCGACGAUGACUGGGUUCAUCUGCCCAACAAAUGUGAAGUCUGUAAGUUCGUCAGCAUCGAGAUGAAGUCGGCGUUCGACGAGACGGGGAAAACCAAAGAGGUGAUCGACAGGAACUACCGCUUCAUCGACAGCAAGGGGGCGCCGCCCAUCAAAUACGUCAAGUCGGACCUGAGGUUCAUCGAGGUGGUGGAGAACGUGUGUCAGCGGCUGCUGGAGUACAACCUGCACAAAGAGAGGACGGGCAGCAGCCGCUUCGCCAAGGGCAUGUCGGAGACCUUCUCCACCCUCCACGGCCUGGUGAACAAAGGCGUGAACGUGGUGAUGGACAUCCCCUACGAGCUCUGGAACGAGACGUCGGCAGAAGUCGCAGACCUCAAAAAGCAGUGCGACGUUCUGGUGGAGCAGUACGAGGACGUGAUUGAGGACUGGUACAAGGGCAGCCAGGAGGAGGACCUGACCACCUACCUGUGUGAGAAGCACGUUCUCAAAGGACAGGACACAGCCUGCCUGCAGGAGGAGUGGACCGCCAGGAAGAAGGGAGACCAGGCCGCCAUCGCAGAGGACAAGAAGAAGAAGAAGAAGAAGAAGGGCGGCAGCAAGAAGGGGAAAGGCAAAGGGGAGGACGGGGGAGACGGAGGGGACGACGGCGGCGACAAGCAGACCAAGAAGAAGAAGGAGAAGAAGGUGAAGAAGAAGAAAAAGAGCAAAGGGGGGGCGUCGUCGGACGAGGAGGUCCAGCCGCAGGUGCCUCUGUCCGGGCCGAAGACGGAGCUGUGAGGCGGUCUGGAGCUCCGGAGUCCAGCUUAGUAAGAACUUGUGGAGGCGUCUCCAGCCGUGGACGGGCUGGUUCUGUGAGGAAUCAGAGACGACCUCAAGAUCCAUUCAUUCAAACUUCAGACGUGUGUUUGCUCUCGUUUGUGUCGUUGUCUUCAGAAGGUCCAGGCUUUUAACGUCCACCUUAAACCUGUCAGAAGCCUUUAAGUAUGAUCCGGUUUAUCAGAACCGCGGGUCGGUGUUAGCGCCUCGGCCAGUUUGUCUCCAGAUUCGACCCAGAAACAUGAAGCGAGCUGUGAUCUCAUUCCUGCUUCAUCAGACGGGAGCGUUCUCAGGUUGCUGUAAACAGAAUGUUCAGACCUUCUGAUCGGCAUCUUAGAAUAAAUACGGUGUUAUUAAUCUGUAGAAGGUGUUGGAUCACCGCUGGUAGAGCUUCAGAAGAACAGACGAGAAGAAGCUGAAUGUAAACUCUGAUGUGAAGCUGGUUUCAUGCUCUAUUUGUUUUUGUGUUUAUUUCCAAAAGCCUGGGAGCUGCAGAGAGUUUCGUCCCGGCUGAAAACCGAGGAAGAAGGUUCAGUCUGGGGACAGCUAACGUAAAGGCUCGGAGACUCUCUGGACUGUUUCUAACGAUCGAGGCUGAAACAUGCAGCUGUACGUUUUCUUGGCUCUCCUCCGCUGCUGUCCUGGACUGUACGAUACCCAAACAGCUCCCAGAAGUUCAGGAGGAACAGAUCUUAUUAUUUAUUCCUGUGGCCACCCUGAAUCUUUACCUUCAGACGUCUAAACGAAGCAGGCUGUGGUUUCCUGUUUGCCCGUUUUAUGCAGAAACACGACAUCUUAGUUUCAGAGAAAUUCCCCUAAAACAUUUCUUGUUUCUGUGAAUGUGAACGGUUUGUGUUCCUGUUACUGUUUGAUGUCGUGACUCUUUCCAUCACCUGUUUUCUGUCUGAGCUGCUAUUCGAGGCCCGUGUGACGCUGAACGAUGACGUCUGUGUGUCUGGUUUUUUGCAUUUUCUCAAGCGUGUGUGUGUUUUUACGAGGUUUUUAUCCCCAGGUGGAGCCGUGUUGUGUCGGAGUCGCUUUUUAAAACCACGUGGAUCAAUAAACAGGUUGGAAAACUCUA
This is a messenger RNA of Stegastes partitus (bicolor damselfish), 2079 nucleotides long. It is a transcript of the gene cnpy3, whose product is annotated as canopy FGF signaling regulator 3. The record is from RefSeq and is a predicted model, not a curated record. The transcript is spliced from 6 exons. Lineage: Eukaryota; Metazoa; Chordata; Actinopteri; Pomacentridae. The coding region runs from base 114 to 959 and encodes 281 amino acids.